AUGGAGACCACUAACUAUUUUCAAGAUAUUCCUUACCAAUCUAAAAUAACCCCUCAACUCAUAGUUAUUUCAGGUGAUGAUUCAGCUAAAAUUGAAGAAUUAAAGCAACAAGGUGUCCCAAUUAUAGGAACUCACUCUUAAUCUUUCCAUUGCGAUGAAGUCUUAGCAACAGCUAUGCUGCUUUAUACAAAUAAGUUUAAGGAUUCUGCCAUAGUAAGAACAAGAGACGAUAAACUUUUUGAUACUUUUGACAUCAUUUGUGAUGUGGGUGCAGUCUUUGAUGCAGAAAAACUUAGAUUUGAUCAUCAUUAGAAAUCAUUUAACACAUACUGGUCUGAAAAUGAUACAAAAGAUAAUGGUGGAAUCAAGUUGUCUAGUGCUGGCCUUAUUUAUAAAUAUUUUGGCAAAGAAGUCCUAGCCAACAUUCUUCAGGAGGUUUGGCAAACUAGUUACACAGAAGAGAACCUUGACCAAAUUUACAGCUAGCUCUAUUUAGAAUUUUUUAAAGAGAUAGAUGCUAUCGAUAAUGGUGUGACCUUGGGCAAAGACUUGAAUUACUAAAUAAGAACAGAUUUGAGUUAUAAAGUUUCAAGAUUUAACAAAGAAUGGAACGCUCCAAAGGAAAAAAAUGAGGAAUUGCAAUUUAAAAAGGCUAUGAGAUGUGUUGAGGAGGAAUUAAUGUACCAAAUAAAAGCAGUCUCCCAAAUUUACUUACCUGCAAGAAUUAUUGUCGAAGAUGCAUGGAAAAAUAAAGAUGAUUUCCAUCCAAGUGGAGAAAUAAUUUUUGUUGCAACAUCAUGUCCAUGGAAAGAUCAUUUAUUUGAAAUAGAAGAGAGCAAUGGAAAAUAGGGUCUUAUUAAAUUCGUAAUCUACAAAGAUAACAGAGGAUUGAAUAGAGUGCAAGCUGUGGGAAUCAAGGGAGAUCAAUUUGGCCAAAGAGUUACAUUGAGCAAGAAAUGGCAUGGCCUUAGAAAGAAUGAUUUUGAUAAAAUUGAGGGUUUCGAAUUUAAAGAUCUUGACUUUGUACAUCACAGUGGUUUUAUUGGUGGAGCCUGGUCUAUGGAAACUGCUAUCAAGAUGGCUGAGAUCUCUAUCCAAGAACAUAAUGAGGAGCAAGCUACAAAGGUGGCUCCACUAGCCCAAGAACAGAAGCAAGUCGAAUGA
Molecule: messenger RNA, 1164 nt
Organism: Stylonychia lemnae
Lineage: Eukaryota; Ciliophora; Spirotrichea; Sporadotrichida; Oxytrichidae
Source: the annotation of a GenBank genome assembly